AUGUAUCGGAAGUUGUCUAAGUUAGAACACUCAGAAAUAAAACAACUUCUAACAGAAGCUAACAUAGAAAUAGCAAAACAUUACGCAACAAACAAAAAAGCACUCGCUGACUUCAUUAAAGACUACAAUGGUGAAAUAACUUACGAUAAAAUUCAUGAGUUCAUAAAGCCACAACGCGGCGAGGACGAAGUCCAUGCAAGAACUUUUCCUUUAAAUGACGUUGCUAUUGACUUAUAUCAUAGACGUUCAGUACCACAUAAAGUAAGAAGAGAAAUGUUUGACAUAACAAAUGCAAACGUUGGUCAUACUCGUAAAGCUCUUUCUCAUGACGUUCGUCAAGAAAUGUUUGAACUUACGAACUCAAACGUUGGCGAAACAAGAAGAGCUGUACCACAUGAAGUAAGGCGUGAAAUGUUUGACAUAACAAAUGCGAACGUUGGUGAAACAAGAAAGAGAGACGACACACUGAAACAACAGAGAAGAGAGAUGUUUAAAAGUGCUAUAGAACAAGUUCGCAAAGCUAAUGAUGUCAUUCGUUCCAUUGACGACAAACCAAAAGAAGGUGAGAGAUGGUUAAAAAAGAUGAAGAAAAUAGGAAGAGGAAUGUGA
Messenger RNA from Trichomonas vaginalis G3, 609 nucleotides. Its product is annotated as organellar and viral DNA polymerase type B. The transcript has a single exon. The record is from RefSeq and is a predicted model, not a curated record. The coding region runs from base 1 to 609 and encodes 202 amino acids. Lineage: Eukaryota; Parabasalia; Trichomonadida; Trichomonadidae.